Molecule: messenger RNA, 1191 nt
Organism: Anas platyrhynchos (mallard)
Lineage: Eukaryota; Metazoa; Chordata; Aves; Anseriformes; Anatidae
Source: RefSeq, a predicted model, not a curated record
AUGCGCAGUCCUGGCUACGAUUGUGCAAAAGAGCAUUUCAAAGCCAACCUCAGAGGAAAGAACGCUGUUCUGCAAACACUGGCGUUGUACGCACCAGCAUACUCUCUGAAGCUGAGGAAACCCCACCUUAGAUCAUCCAGCACCACGGAGAUGCCACAUAUAGAGGAGGACGAAGAGAGCAAAUACACUCGACGUCCAUCCUGCUUCUGCACAGCACAAGAAAUCUGCGCAGGCCAUGUGAGAGAGUUUAUUCUUGUUGGAUUCCCAGCCCUAAUGGACUUGAAGGUAUUGUUCUUCAUAGUACUACUACUGACAUACAUUUUAACUGUUAUGGAGAAUGUGGUCAUCAUUUCGUUAAUCAAAACAAACCAUGAGCUCUACAAACCCAUGUAUUUUUUUCUUGGUCAUCUCUCCUUCAUUGAGGUCUGGUACAUCUCAGUUAUUAUCCCCAAACUCUUGGCAAAUUUCAUUGCUGAAGACAGAAGUAUUUCCUUUGUGGGAUGCAUGACCCAGAUCUUUUUCUUCAGCUCCUUCAUGUGCACUGAAUGUGUCCUUCUCUCUGCCAUGGCAUAUGAUCGCUAUGUGGCUAUCUGUCAACCAUUGCGCUACCUGGUCAUCAUGACAUACCAAAUGUGCAUAUACCUGAUAGCGCUCUCCUGGUUCAGUGGGUUCACUGUAUCUUUGAUCAAGAUCUCCUUCAUUUCUCAGUUGGAGUUUUGUGGUCCCCAGGUAAUUAACCAUUUUUUCUGUGAUAUCAGCCCAGUGCUAAACCUCGCCUGCACUGAUAUGUCGGUGGCAGAGACAGUGGACUUUGUGUUGGCUUUAUUCAUCCUGCUUGUUCCUCUCUCCAUCACUAUUGUCUCCUACCUAUUAAUUAUCAUGACAAUUCUGCAUAUCCCCACCACCCAAAGUAAGAAGAAAGCUUUCUCCACGUGUGCUUCCCACCUAACUGUGGUCACCAUUUUCUUCUCAGCUGCCCUCUUUAUGUAUGCUCGGCCCAAGAAGAUCGAUCCUUAUGACUUGAAUAAGCUUGUGUCAGCUGUGUAUACUAUUGUCACUCCCAUCUUAAACCCCUUCAUUUACUGUCUGAGGAAUCAGGAACUGAAGAAAGCAUUCAAAAAAGUUCUCUCUGAAAAAAUCAGUAUCUAUAAGGUCUCCAGAUCCAUCACUUCUCUCCAAAUGCAAGGAUAA